Rubroshorea leprosula is the source of this 651-nucleotide messenger RNA. The record is from the annotation of a GenBank genome assembly. NCBI's taxonomy places the organism in Eukaryota, Viridiplantae, Streptophyta, Magnoliopsida, Malvales, Dipterocarpaceae.
AUGUUGGAAUUUUGUUCGUUCAUAUUCAACGGGCAGCACCCAACAGCAAUCAUCAUGCCCUCUUCCUCCUACUCCUCCUCCCCUCUGACUCUUCAUCCCUAUCAUCAUUACCCCCUCAUGAUCACCACCACCACCACCACCAUCACUUCCUCUGCCCCUCCCCUUUUCAUCAACAUCCACCAUCUUCACAUCCCAAGACCAAAAAAACCACAAAAGGAACAACAAGAUCAAGAGGAAGAAGAAGAAGAAGAAGAAGAAGCAUCUGGGCUCUGGUGUUUGGUUAAGAGAAAACCCUAGCUAGAAUCUCUCAUGAAUAUGGCUAGCUGAUGGUGUGAAAGGUCUUUUUCUUCAAAGGAUCAAACACCUGCAGCACCAUAGACGGGGAAUCAAGCGUCUCGGUCCGAUUGCUCGCUAGAUCAACCAAAAUCAUACAUGUUCUAUGCAAGUUUUGUCUACCUAGUCGGUUAAUUAAUUUUCUUUUCAUUUUGAUAUCAUUCAGUGAAUGUUUAUAUCUUUGUUUUGCACAUGCGUUGAUCUAAUGGUUUUAAGUACUGUAUGUUUAGGUCAUUUAUAUAACAAGAAAAAGAACAUGAUGAUGAGCUUAAUACUAUAUAUGUGUGUUUUGUUUGUUAAUGAACUAACGUUCUGAAA